AUGUCCGCCACCGCCUCCACCUCACUCCGACCAAUCAGCGCCCGCCACGUCGCCAACCCCGCCGCCUCAGCCACUCCCGCGCCCCCACGUCACCAGUCGGCCGUCCCCCCGCCGCCGCGCCUCACCCGCCGUGGCCCGCGCGGGGCCCUCCGGGCCCGGUUCGCCGCCCCGCCGCCUCGGGUACCCGCGCACGCCCGCGCGAGGCCGCCCCAGCCUCCCGUGCCGCCCCGCUCCUCCGCCCGGCCGCCGGCGCCGCCCGAGCUCUCUGCCGCGCCGGUGCGCCGCCGCCGCCUCCGUGUGCUGCCUCCGGCCCCGUCGCCCGUCUCCACCACCUCGCCGGCCCCGCGCCCCCUCGUCGACCGUGCCCUCACCGGAGCUCUCCUCCGGCCAGAUCCGCCGCGGGUGGAUGAGAUCCACCCGCCCCUCCAACCAAACGCGCCCCCGAGCCGCGUGGAUCUCGCCGUCCCGAUCCAUUUUGUCCCACUUCUUCCCUGGGGUAUAUUUUUUCUGCUAAGUCCCUAA
Aegilops tauschii subsp. strangulata is the source of this 522-nucleotide messenger RNA. The record is from RefSeq and is a predicted model, not a curated record. NCBI's taxonomy places the organism in Eukaryota, Viridiplantae, Streptophyta, Magnoliopsida, Poales, Poaceae.